CGGAAUUCCAACUCGGGAACUCUGGCGUCUUCCGACCUGAAGAUCACUGAUUUAACCACGUAUUUUCCGAGUUCCCAGUUCGUUUGAAUGCGUCAUGAGUCUUGAACCUGGUCUGAAUUUGCACAUCCUUCUACGUGGUACGGUGUUUGCAAAGGUAGUAGCCAGGAGGAGUGGCCAGCCAGCAUCCAGUCCAAAACAGCAGAACUCGAGGCAACUCACAGGUAAGACAUCUUCAUUCUUCAAGAUUUUUUUUAAUUAUAAACGGCAAAUGCUGUGUAAACUUUAAAGCGUAUUCUGGGACCUAAUUUCUACCUUGAUAGCUAUCUGACACAAUGGUCGCAGUAGCUGUUAGCUGGCUAGCUAACUAAAAUGCUAUUUGCAUUGGAUGACGCUACACUUAACAAGCUACUUACUGCUAGCUAGUUAGCUACCUGCUAGCCUCUUGGUUGCACGACAACACGAGCCAUUUGUCAACAUCUAAAAUAUGUGUUACUGUUCAGAGUUUGCAAAUCAGGUGAACGUUCUAUUAAUUUUGCGUGGUGCUUAAUCAACUCCUUCCAACUUUGACCAUUCACAAAUAUGUCAGCAACAACGUAGUCAACGUUAACUAGCUACAGCCAGUUGGGUAACAUUGAAUGUGUAGCAGGCAGCAUUCAAACAACAAAUACGUUCACUGACUGUCAAUACAGUUGGGCAGAAGGCUACUGGCUAUGUCAUCAUGUUUCAAUUCCACAACUCAUGAUAGGUAGCUAGCUAACAAGUUAGCUAGUGAUUUGUAAAGCAAGGACUUUACAGCAAGUUAUCAUUUUACAUCAAUUUAGUUGUCUUUUGUCAUGGGUCUGUUCUCUAGUCAUUUUAGCUAGCCUAACCACCGUUUAGAUUAGGAUGAUAUGUAUCCCAUUUUGGUUAUGCAAAUAGAUUAGGAGAAAUAAGAAGAACGUGGCAACAUGUGAUGUGUCUAAGCUAAUCACACACACAAAAGCAGUUACAGCCUAAGAUUACUACCCUGGACAAACAUGAAUAGUGUGCAUUGAAAGACAAUGGCUUGAAACAGUGUCAACAACAUGAAACCAAAGAGCGAACAGGUGUGAGUGAAGAGGAGAGAAUCGUUCCACUUUAGCUACUUUUCCUUUUGGUUGGCGGGAGUAUAUAGAGGCGAACGUGUAUAGAUUAAACACCACAGAGUGUACAGCCAAGGUAAAGAAGCCUACUGUGAAUUCUGUUGUCGCAUAGGCCUAGCCUCUGUCACAGGCAUUCACUGAAGCCUGGGAACCCCAAGGCUAGUUGUGGUAUAAUCCCCUGGUGGAAUGCUAUAAAUGCAAGUGUCGAUGAAAAUUAAAUAUUUAUUUCUUCAUAUCCAGGUACAGCGUGCAGAGGAAUUGAGUUUAUUUUAAGUGACCCAUCUUCAUUCACAUGCAACUGGAUUUUCUCUGAAUUUAAACUUUGCACCAGUGGAAAAUCAAUAAAAGAAUUCAAAGUAGGCAUAAUGCUUUUUUACAUUAGUGACAAUGAUUAGGAAACUUCCCCAGAAUUUUGUGUCAUCAAGGGAUGAGUGAUCAGGGGUCCUGUUGCUCUCUACCCAGUUAUUCCUCCUGUGGCUGCUGCAGAGGAAAACCAGAUAUCGUAAACCAAGACUGAAGCCUACCACAUUUUUGGGGAUUUGACACUGAACCUCUACAACUGAGAAACCAUGGGAGUCUGUCCUGCUAUGUCCAUGUUUUUCCGGAAGUGCAAGUAUAUGGUACUGUUGCUGCUCUCCGUCUCCGUCUUGGCUUGGUACGCCACUUUUGCCCGUGAAACAGUGAAAGCAAUUCAGGAUACCCUUUUGCCAACACAAACACUUGCUGAUAAUGCUGAGGUCCCGAGUGUGGGAGAACAAAACUCCUGGAGAUCAGUGACACAGGUCUUCUCCAAUCCUCUCCCUGACACCCCACCACCAAAACAAAGCUGUCCUGAGAAAUCGCCACUGCUCCGUAAGUACAGACUCUGAGUAUCCACAGAUGUAAUUGUAAGCUUUUCUAUAACCUACUUACUGAUGAUGAUAUGUUACUGUAAAAUUCCUUGUAAAGAACAUGAUGUACGGUGUGGCUUAACGUUGGGGGAAUAACAUUGGUAAUAAAGAAAAUACUUUAAUGUUUUAUGUAGGGAUUGUGUAACAAGCAUUUGUUACUCCUAAACACUGCUAGGCUAUGGCUCGAUUGAUUACUUUCACAUACUGUAGCAAUCUGUGGUAAUCUCAUUCCCGGAAACUUCCGUCCAUGCGCAAAGAGUCUGGUGGACAAACAGGUCAAACUUGUCCUUCGUUAGCCAAUACAGAGAGCUGUGAGAAUCUCCCGGCUCAUAGGCAUUUGCUUAAUCUACCAACCAAUCAUCUCCUACAACACCUUCCUCCCUAAACCUCCCCCGUACGCUAGCACACCACAAGCACAGAGCCACGCCUCGCAGUCGUGUGAUUCACUAAAAUUAAAUGAUGACAAAUACUUUACUCAGUAGGUCACUCCCGCUAAGUCUAACUUGGAGUGGUUGAUAUCCCAGGCUUAUAUGCACUGUGUGCAGUAGCCUGGGGAUGAAGUUACCUGUGCGGUAACAAUUAGCAUGUAGCUUACAUACAAUGGCUCCUUGUUGACAGGAAGUGUACAGCUGUUGUAAUUGUAUAGAGUGAUUCCAUAUGAAACCAGGACAAAAAAAAUACUUUUUUUCCCCACGAGAUUUAAUCCAUGAAUGGUCCUUUUUGGAGGAAGGUUUGUUGACAUAUAUUUGACAUUUGUAUCUAAAAGCAAAACUGAGAAAUAAUUAAGAUUGUUUUGAUCACGCAGACUGGGAUAUGUUCCGGGUAGCUUGCCAAAAUAAUUUAGACGAAUACACUGAAACGGUGACUGAGUUUAUCAGGAAGUGUAUAGGUGAUGUUGUGCCCACUGUGACUAUUAAAACCUACCCUAACCAGAAACCAUGGAUAGAUGGCAGCAUUUGCGCAAAACUGAAAGUGCGAACCACCGCAUUUAACCAUGGCGAGGUGACUGGGAAUAUGGCAGAAUACAAACAGUGUAGCUACUCACUCCGCAAGGCAAUUAAACUGGCAAAACAUCAGUACAGAGACAAAGUGGAGUCGCAAUUCAACGGCUCAGACACAAGACGUAUGUGGCAGGGUCUACAGACAUUCGCGGACUACAAAAAGAAAACCAGCCACGUCGCUGACACCGACGUCUCGCUUCCAGAGAAGCUAAACACCUCCUUCGCCCGCUUUGAGGAUAUCACAGUGCCAUUUACGAGGCCCACUACCAAGGACUGUGGCCUCUCCUCCUCCGUGGCCGACGUGAGUAAGACAUUUAAGCAUGUUAAUCCCCGCAAGGCUGCCGGCCCAGAAGGCAUCCCUAGCCGCGUCCUCAGAGCAUGCGCAGACCAGCUGGCGUGUUUACGGACAUAUUCAAUCUCUCCCUUUCCCAGUCUGCUGUUCCCACAUGCUUCAAGAUGGCCACCAUUGUUCCUGUACCCAAGAAAGCAAAGGUAACUGAACUAAAUGACUAUCGCCCCGUAGCACUCACCUCUGUCAUCAUGAAGUGCUUUGAGAGACUAGUCAAGGAUCAUAUCACCUCUACCUUACCUGUCACCCUAGACCUACUUCAAUUUGCUUACCUCCCCAAUAGAUCCACAGACGAUGCAAUAGCCAUCACACUGCACACUGCCCUAUCCCAUCUGGACAAGAGGAAUACCUAUGAAGAAUGCUGUUCAUUGACUAUAGCGCAGCAUUCAACACCAUAGUACCCUCCAAGCUCAUCAUUAAGCUUGAGGCCCUGGGUCUGAACCCCGCCCUGUGCAACUGUGUCCUGGACUUCCUGACGGGCCGCCCCCAGGUGGUGAAGGUAGGAAACAACAUCUCCACUUCGCUGAUCCUCAACACUGGGGCCCCACAAUGAUGCGUGCUCAGCCCCCUCCUGUUCACCCAUGACUGUGUGGCCAAGCAGGCCUCCAACUCAAUCAUCAGGUUUGCAGACCACACAACAGUAGUAGGCUUGAUUACCAACAAUGACGAGACCGCCUACAAGGAGGAGGUGAGGGCUCUGGGAGUGUGGUGCCAGGAAAAUAACCUCUCACUCAACGUCAACAAAACAAAGGAGAUGAUCGUGGACUUCAGGAAACAGCAGAAGGUGCACCCCCCUAUCCACAUCGACGGGACCGCAGUGGAGAAGGUGGAAAGCUUCAAGUUCCUUGGCGUACACAUCACUGACAAACUGAAAUGGUCCACCCACGCAGACAGUGUAGUGAAGAAGGCGCAACAGAGCCUCUUCAACCUCAGGAGGCUGAAGAAAUUUGGCUUUGCACCUAAAACCCUCACAAACGUUUACAGAUGCACAAUUGAGAGCAUCCUGUCGGGCUGUAUCACCGCCUGGUAUGGCAACUGCACCGCCCGCAACCGCAGGACUCUCUACAGGGUGGUGCGGUCUGCCGAACGCAUUACCGGGGGCAAACUACCCGCCCUCCAAGACACAUACGGCACAUCAAUGCGAGCUGUGGCAAGAAGGUUUGCUGUGUCUGUCAGCGUAGUGUCCAGAGCAUGGAGGCGCUACCAGGAGACAGGCCAGUACAUCAGGAUAUGUGGAGGAGGGCGAAUGAGGGCAACAACCCAGCAGCAGGACUGCUACCUCUGCCUUUGUGCAAGGAGGAGCAGGAGGAGCACUGCCAGAGCCCUGCAAAAUGACCUCCAGCAGGCCACAAAUGUGCAUGUGUCUGCUCAAACGGUCAGAAACCGACUCCAUGAGUGUGGUAUGAGGGCCCGACGUCCACAGGUGGGGGUUGUGCUUACAGCCCAACACCGUGCAGGACUUUUGGCAUUUGCCAGAGAACACCAAAAUUGGCAAAUUCGCCACUGGCGCCCUGUGCUCUUCACAGAUGAAAGCAGGUUCACACUGAGCACAUGUGACAGAGUCUGGAGACACCGUGGAGAACGUUCUGCUGCCUGCAACAUCCUCCAGCAUGACCGGUUUGGCGGUGGGUCAGUCAUGGUGUGGGGUGGCAUUUCUUUGGGGGGCCGCACAGCCCUCCAUGUGCUCGCCAGAGGUAGCCUGACUGCCAUUAGGUACCGAGAUGAGAUCCACAUACCCCUUGUGAGACCAUAUGUUGGUGCGGUUGGCCCUGGCUUCCUCCUAAUGCAAGACAAUGCUAGACCUCAUGUGGCUGGAGUGUGUCAGCAGUUCCUGCAAGAGGAAGGCAUUGAUGCUAUGGACUGGCCCGCCCGUUCCCCAGACCUGAAUCCAAUUGAGCACAUCUGGGACAUCAUGUCUCGCUCCAUCCACCAACGCCACGUUGCACCACAGACUGUCCAGGAGCAUGCCCAGGCGUUGUAGGGAGGUCAUACAGGCACGUGGAGGCCACACACACUACUGAGCCUCAUUUUGACUUGUUUUAAGGACAUUACAUCAAAGUUGGAUCAGCCUGUAGUGUGGUUUUCCACUUUAAUUUUGAGGGUGACUCCAAAUCCAGACCUCCAUGGGUUGAUAAAUUUGAUUUCCAUUGAUAAUUUUUUCGUGAUUUUGUUGUCAGCACAUUCAACUAUGUAAAGAAAAAAGUAUUUAAUACGAUUAUUUCAUUCAUUCAGAUCUAGGAUGUUAUUUUAGUGUUCCCUUUUUUUUUUUUUGCAGUGUAUUUAAAAAAUAUAUAAAUAUUUAAAUGUUUUCAGAAACUAGUGCAAUGUAAAUAUUUUGCAAUGGAGUUAAUUGAGUAAAGCAUAGAUAAUGAAUUUGUCCAUAAGACUUUACUAUUUAAUUGUCUGUAUUUUAAUUAUGCCUACUAUUAUCUGCCUACAGAGGGAGUCCUGAAGCUCACAUUUGAGGACUCUCUAACGCUGAAGGAGGUGGAGCGUGAGAACAGUGGAGUGGCUGAGGGCCAAUACCAGCCUCCAGACUGCCUUGCCCAGCAGAGUGUGGCUGUCCUCAUUCCCCAUCGUAACCGGGAGAAACACCUCCUCUACCUCCUGCAUCAUCUGCACCCCUUCCUCCAGAGGCAGCAGCUGCACUACGGCAUCUACGUCAUCCACCAGGUAUUACUCUCAUGAUGUGUAGUAACAGGAAAUUAUGUCAGUUUCACUCUUAGAGCUAAUCAUUUGUGAGCAAAUUUGUAUAACCGUUUCAUGAAGAGGACUUAAAUGUUCAACAUGUUUCACUUGACUCAAGAAUAUUGAUGGGAAAAGUGCAGCACUGAUUCUGAGCCUGAUAUGGGUUACAAACGUUGAAAUUGAUGAUUUGUUUGUUUUGACAGGCUGGAGAGGUGAUGUUUAACCGGGCCAAGCUACUUAAUGUUGGGUACUUGGAGGCACUCAAGGACUACAGUUGGGAUUGCUUUGUUUUUCAUGAUGUGGAUCUGGUUCCAGAGAAUGACAACAACCUAUACAAGUGUGACCAACAGCCCAAACACUUAGUGGUCGGCAGGAACUCCACAGGGUACAAGUAAGUAUCUCAGCUCUCAACCCAUAUCCACCUACAGUACCAGUCAAAAGUUUGGACACACCUGCUCAUUCAAGGGUUUUUCUUUAUUUUUACUAUUUUCUACAUUGUAGAAUAAUAGUGAAGACAUCACAACUAUGAAAUAACACAUAUGGAAUCAUGUAGUAACCACAAAAGUGUUAAACAAAUCAAUCUAUUUUAUAUUUGAGUUACUUCAAAUGGUGACAUAACAUGGCACUUUCUUCAGUCCUCUUGCUAUGGUGGCUAACAGGCCUAGUUACCAUGGUCCUAUCAAUUAUCAGUGAUGGGCUCAUAGAAGAUGGUUCAAAUACUUAGAAUUCAAAUUCUGAAGAAUCUUUGUUUCCCACAGUCUCAUUAUUUGCAACACUGUGGUGCUGUGGGGGCUUAUUCAAAUGAAACAAAACACAUCAGGAGUUUCAAGGUCGAUGUGUACCUGUGGCAGACAGAUAGCAUAAGGGCCUGUAGUGGCCACUACUUCACACAGAGUACAGUAUGUUUUUCUUAAAUGAAAAAGUGGAGGAAGAAAGUGGGGAAAAACUAUAAUAUUAAGCAUUAAGGUUAUUUUCUGAGAUUAAAUAGGCUAGAAAGGGAGGACUGAAAAAGGCCAGAUGCCCAGAUGAUAGCAAUACAUUAUAGAGAUAGCCAGAGGGAUAAAUAAUUCUAAAAAUAUUAAAAGAGAGAAUCAAUCAUUUUGAUUUGAUUCAUGUCGUUACUGCUUUUAAUGAGCUCAAGCCUACAAUUUAUAAAACUUUGACUUAAUGUCUUGAACAUUUUUAAACCCAGAUUGCUUCAUUUACCAGGGUAAGCGUAAACUACAGUAUGUUCAUUAUAGUGGAUAAUCUAAAUAGCCUAUUUGGUGACUGGCUGAGCAUUGAACAUUGAACUUCUAUUAAGGCAAGUUGUCCAGGUCCUGAGGCAACAAAGCAUCCCCAAACCAUCACACCACCACCACCAUGCUUGACCUUUGGCAUGAUGUUCUUACUGUGGAAUGCAGAGUUUGGUUUUCGCCAGGCGUUACUGGAACCAUGUUGUCCAAAAAGUUAUACUUUUGAAUCAUCUGUCCAUAGACGACUUGCCUUAAUAGAAGGAACCAUGAAUUCUGCUCCGUAUCAGAGAAUUCUACAGGAGAAUGUCAGACCAUCCGUCUGUGAGCUGAAGCUGAAGCGCAGCUGGGUCAUGCAGCAAGAAUGAUCCAAAACACACAAUCAAGUCUACAUGAAAAUUGCUAAAAAACAACAAAUUGGAAGUUUUGGAAUGGCCUAGUCAAAGUCCAGACCUAAUCCCAAUUGAGAUGUUGUGGCAGGACAUGAAACGAGCAGUUCAUGCUUGAAAACCCACACGUCACUGAGUUAAAGCAGUUCUGCAUGGAAGAUUGGGCCAAAAUUCCUCCACAGUGACGUGAGAGACAGAUUAACUACUACAGGAAGCAUUUGGUUGGAGUCAUUGCAGCUAAAGGUGGCACAACCAGUUAUUGAGUGUAAGGGGGCAAUUACUUUUUCACACAGGGGAAUUGGGUGUUGCAUAACUUUGUUUAUGAAAUAAAUAUGUAAUUGUUGUGUUAUUUGUUCACUUAUGUUCCCUUUAUCUAAUAUUAGGUUUUGGUUGAAGAUCUGAUAACAUUCAGUAUCACAAAUAUGCAAAAGUAGAGAAAAUUAGAAAGGGGGCAAAUACUUUUUCAUAGCACUGUAUGUAUAUGUAUGUGUAAAUAUAUGUAUGUGUAUAUAUACAUACACAUAUAUAUAUAUUUACACAUACAUACAUACAUACAUACAUACAUACAGUACCAGUCAAAAGAUUGAACACACCUACUCAUUCAAGGCUUUUUCUUUAUUUUUACUGUUUUUUACAUUGUAGAAUAAUAGUGAAGACAACAAAACUAUGAAAGAACACAUGGAAUCAUGUAGUAACCAAAAAAGUAUUCAACAAAUCAAAAUAUAUUUUAUAUUUGAGAUUCUUCAAAUAGGCCACCCUUUGCCUUGAUGACCGCUUUGCACACUCUUGGCAUUCUGUCAACCAGCUUCACCUGGAAUGCUUUUCCAACAGUCUUGAAGGAGUUCCCACAUAUGUUGAGCACUUGUUGGCUGCUUUUCCUUCACUCUGCCAUCUGACUCAUCUCAAUUGGGUUGGGGGAUUGUGGAGGCCAGAUCAUCUGAUGCAGCACUCCAUCACUCUCCUUCUUGGUAUAAUAGCCCUUACACAGCCUGGAGGUGUGUUGGGUCAUCGCUGCAGAAUGCUGUGGUAGCCAUGCUGGUUAAGUGUGCCUUGAAUUCUAAACAAAUCACAGACAGUGUCACCAGAAAAGCACCCCCCACACCAUAACACCUCUUCCAUGCUUUACGGUGGGAACUACACAUGCGGAGAUCAUCCGUUCACCCACAUCUCGUCUCACAAAGACACAGCGGUUUGAACCAAAAAUCUCAAAUUUGGACUCCAGACCAAAGGACACAUUUCCAUCGGUCUAAUGUCCAUUGCUCGUGUUUCUUGGCCCAAGCAAGUCUCUUCUUCUUAUUGGUGUCCUUUAGUAAUGGUUUCUUUGCAGCAAUUCAACCAUGAAGGCUUGAUUCUCACAGUCCCCUCUGAACAGUUGAUGUUGAGAUGUGUCUGUGACUUGAACUCUGAAGCAUUUAUUUGGGCUGCAAUUUGAGGCUGGUAACUUCAAUGAACUUAUCCUCUGCAGCAGAGGUAACUCUGGGUCUUCCAUUCCUGUGGCAGUCCUCAUGAGAUCCAGUUUCAUCAUAGCACUUGAUGGAUUUUGCGACUGCACUUGAAGAAACUUUCAAAGUUCUUGACAUUUUCCAUAUUGACUGACCUUCAUGUCUUAAAAGUAAUGAUAGACUGUCGUUUCUCUUUGCUUGUUUGAGCUGUUCUUGCCAUAAUAUGGACAUGGUCUUUUACCAACUAGGGCUAUCAUCUGUAUACCCCCCCCACCUUGUCCCAACACAACCGAUUGGCUCAAACUCAUUAAGAAGGAAAUAAAUUCCACAAAUUAUAUUUUAAGAAGGCACACCUGUUAAUUGAAAUGCAUUCCAGGUGAUUACUUCAUGAAGCUGGUUGCGAGAAUGCCAAGAGUGUGCAAAGCUGUCAUCAAGGCAAAGGUUGGCUAUUUUAAGAAUCUCAAAUAUAACAUAUUUUUUUAGCACUUUCUUGGUUACUACUUAUUUUACCUUUUAUUUAACUAGGCAAGUCAGUUAAGAACAAAUUCUGGGAACAGGUCUGUAAUGUCUUGUUGUUUUUUGCUCUCGUAGAUUGCGAUACAAAGGUUACUUUGGAGGGGUGACGGCCAUGACGAAGGACCAGUUUCACAAAGUGAACGGAUUUUCAAACACUUACUGGGGAUGGGGUGGAGAGGAUGACGACCUUCGCAUCAGGUGAGACCACUGCUAAAUGUUGGACCUCUCUCUAUAUCUCUCACUACAUCUUAGUCAAUACGGAAUGUUAUUGAUCAAUGAUUGAUGUAAUUUGUCUCUGGUAGGGUGGAGCUCCAGAAAAUGAAAAUUAUACGACCCCCCCAUCUUAUAGCACGCUAUACCAUGGUAUUUCAUAAAAGAGAUAGCGGCAACAAAAUCAAUAAAGAAAGGUGAGUCACGGUGGACACAUCAAUGAUAAAUAGCUUGCUGUAUUGGAAAUAUCAUUCGUCAUUGAAUUAAUUUCAUUCUGAAAUAAUUUCUCCUUCACAGGAUGCGUUUGCUAGGACGGACACCUAAAGUCUGGAGAAAGGAUGGCCUUAACACCUGCUCCUACAGUACUCUAUCAGUUGAUAGGCCACCUCUGUACAUUAAUGUCACCGUGGACAUUGGCAAACCACUGCACUGAUGCUUCAGAGCACCUCUCUUCGUUUACUGCUGUGUGUACAUGAUUAGUGAUCUGGUAUGUCCGUGUUACUUACCAGAGGGUCGCAAACAGAAGGUUAGUGGCAGUAGCUGUUGACCAUAAUUAAUGUGAUCUACUCAAAGAUUUCACUGUAAACCAUUCCAAGCAGGGCACGUAAAAUUGCUAGGUCCUCAUAAUGUAAUGUAAGUCUGGAAGCCCUUCAGUCAAAACUGGUGACCAGGUUCUAGCAGUGAGAGUAAGACCAAAAUAUUAUAUUUUUAUUUAUCCUAGACUUAAAGGGGCAAUCUGCAGUUGC
Coregonus sp. 'balchen' is the source of this 10584-nucleotide messenger RNA. The record is from the annotation of a GenBank genome assembly. Lineage: Eukaryota; Metazoa; Chordata; Actinopteri; Salmoniformes; Salmonidae.